GACACUUUGGCGCAGCAGCAAUCCACACAAAUCAGUUCACAAUCAAUUCUUUCUCGCAUCGAGCCCACCACGUAUUUGAAAUCUUCAUGGCUUAGGCAUAGAUGAACUGAGCCCAUGUGCUACAAUCCUAUGUUUUCAGAAUGUGCUUACGAUAAUUGUGGCGGGAGUCGCAUAGGUUUGAACGAAACUUCUGGAGACGGGAUGGGGAUGGGACGUUGACAUCUCACCUGCACAUCUUAGAUCCACAACCGCCACAAACGCCAAAUACAAUCCUCCGUACUCAGCACUAAUGCCCUUUGGUGCCAUCUUUAUCCUCCUAAACCGACAUUCGGGUCCGCGAUGGAUUCACUGUGCCCCAAGUGACGACCUGACAUCAGGCACAUCUACGUCACUUCAAUGAAUAUCAUAUAAAUCCCACCAAAUAACCCCAAGAUGCGGCCCUUCAACCUGACCUCGUCCCUAAGCAAAGUAUGUCAUCCCUUUCGACCGCAGAUUCGCUGCGUAUUUCACCAAAACUACGUACUGAUAUAUCGCCUCGCAGGUCCUAGGAUUCCAGGCCAUCGUCAAAUCCGCCUUCAACCCCUCCUACCGCGCAAUGUCUAUAGUAUCCACCCCGCGACCCGAAAUCGACCGCGUCAUAAAAUACUGGUUCGAAGGCGACGAUGUGCCCCAAAAAUGGUUUCGCGGCGGUCCCAAAGUCGACAGCGAAAUCAAAGACCAUUUCAGUGCUCUAGUGUCCCAGGCGCGCGCCGCAGAACUCACGCCCUGGACCGCCGCCCCUAAAGGAACCCUCGCGCUUAUCAUCCUGCUGGAUCAAUUCUCCCGGAAUAUCUUCCGCGGCUCGCCAGAAUCAUAUAGCAAAGACAGAUUGGGCCUUGGGAUCGCGGCGGAAGCUAUCGCCAAGCGGUUUGAUAGGCAGGUGCCGGUGAUGCAGCAGGUGUUUUUUUACUUGACGCUGAUGCAUGAUGAGAAUCUGGUGUCGCAGAUUGCGGGGAUGGCGUUGUGCGAAGGGCUCGUGGAGAGGUGUGUGGGGGAGGAGAUGAUGAAGGAUUUCGCGGUGAAUUCGAUAAAGUCGGCACAGAGCCAUAUGGAUUGUAUUAGACGGUUUGGGAGGUUUCCGUCGAGGAAUGAGGUUCUUGGGAGGAAGUCUACGGCGGAGGAGAUUGAGUAUCUUGAGAAGGAGCAUAGUGGGUGGUGAUUUGGAUGGUCAGCGAGUACCACAAAGGG
This is a messenger RNA of Hymenoscyphus albidus, 1227 nucleotides long. Lineage: Eukaryota; Fungi; Ascomycota; Leotiomycetes; Helotiales; Helotiaceae. The record is from the annotation of a GenBank genome assembly.